CUCUCCCUGUCUCUCUGUUAACAAUUCCCAUAUUUAUAUAUAAACAAACCGUGGUCUGCCAUGGUAACCGUUUUAGCUUUCUACGAUUGAAACAACAGAAUCUUUAAUUCAGCUUGCUUCUUUGUUCUUUCCUACUUCAGUUAUUAUUAUUAUUAUUAUCAUUAUUAGUUAUUAGACUUUUACUGCUUCAAUAAAACAUGGAAGCAGGCGAGUGUUGUUCCAGUACUUCUCCCUCUACUUCUACUCCCACAAGUGCCGAGAAACGCAAGCACAGGCAACAACAAGAAAAGCCUUACAGAGGUAUAAGGAUGAGGAAGUGGGGAAAGUGGGUCGCUGAAAUUAGAGAACCCAACAAACGUUCUAGAAUUUGGCUUGGCUCUUAUUCUACCCCUAUCGCCGCCGCGCGUGCAUAUGACACCGCCGUUUUCUACCUUAGAGGCCCUUCCGCUAGACUUAAUUUCCCCGAUUUGAUAUUCCGCGAUGACGAACAGACAAGAGACAUGUCUGCUGCUUCUAUACGCAAAAAAGCAACCGAAGUUGGGGCUCAGGUGGACGCCCUGCAACAAACGGCUCCCCACAGCCAUGCAUCGGAUCAGAACUCGAACCGAGUAGUAGUUUCAGAGAAACCUGACUUGAACCAGUAUCCGAACCCGGAAAAUUCUGAUGAAGAGUAGAAGAAAUAGAAUCGUUUGAUUAAUUAGUAAUAUUAAAACUCCUUGUUAUCUUUUCUUUUUAAAGAAAGCUAGCUAUAGUUAAUUAGCCACCUGUUUACGUGCCUGAGAAAAGUUUUCAGACAACUGUAAAUUGGGUUUGUUUAAUUAAAUUAAUUAAGAGUUCAAAACAGCAGUAGAUAUCAAAAGAAGAAGUUCAAUCCUAAAAGAGAGUGAAAGUUGUAUUUUAGGGCAAACUAUGCAAUAGUGAAUUUUAGUUAGUUAAAGCAUCGUUUAAUUCUGUGUUUGUCUUUUUGUGAAGUACUGUGGUCUUGUUGUUGGAUUUUCAUAGUACUGAUUCCAUUCCCAAUAAUAUGAAGAGAAAGAAGCAGCAGCAGUAGGAAUAUUGGAAUUUUAACUGUAAGAAAUAAUAUAUGUAGAAACAGCGAUGGCCUACCUUUUCAUUUAUUUGUUAUAAGAAAAUAUAUUGAUCUGAGUUAGCGAAACAAAAAACAAAGUUAAGGAGAUAAGAAGAUAAGGAAGAGAGCUGGGGUUGGGCAGCAAGAAGUGGGACUUGUGACGUGCCUGUGAGAGUGUGGACUGGACACCACCAGAUAGAACACAAAUGAGAUGGGAAGUGGUCCUCAAUCAGGGAGGUUGUCGUUGUCCACCUCAUGAGGAUGGUGGAAAGCUUACGAAAGGUCGUUCGGUGGAAGUUGAUGGCCGAUCAAAGGUGUGGGCGGUGACUGAGUGCUUUUUUUUUUUUCUUUUUAAUUAUUAAAUAAUAAGAAUAAUUAGUAGCAAUAUAUUUUGUCAAGGGACUAUGAUUUGUAUGGGUAUUGUAUGCGGGAGGGACCAUUAAUUUUCAUGAAAUUUCUUGUAAUUGUGUUUUUUGUUUAC
This is a messenger RNA of Jatropha curcas, 1550 nucleotides long. Its product is annotated as ethylene-responsive transcription factor ERF011. Gene Ontology annotation, molecular function: DNA-binding transcription factor activity; DNA binding. NCBI's taxonomy places the organism in Eukaryota, Viridiplantae, Streptophyta, Magnoliopsida, Malpighiales, Euphorbiaceae. The record is from RefSeq and is a predicted model, not a curated record. Gene Ontology annotation, biological process: regulation of DNA-templated transcription.